This is a messenger RNA of Moneuplotes crassus, 430 nucleotides long. NCBI's taxonomy places the organism in Eukaryota, Ciliophora, Spirotrichea, Euplotida, Euplotidae. The record is from the annotation of a GenBank genome assembly.
CAGAACCGAAAAUAAACCAGUGCUUUGUUUGUCCAGAAUUUAUGAAGAAAGGAACCCUAUCCCAAGGAGGCCGCUCAUUUACCAGAAAAAUUGAGCUAGAAGAUGCGAUCAUUAGAUUAAUAGAGAAGCCAGCACAGAAGCCUUUGUGAAAAGAUAAGGGAUCAAUUUCAGUUUUUUUGUACAACUUUUAAGAGGAGAAAAGAUAGCAAGAGAGAAUUUUUCGAAAUUUGAAGGUUCAGAACAUAUUGAUCAAUAAUAAAAAGAAUCGAAAAUAUGAAAUAUAUUUGAGGCUAUACUGAUGAUCAGUGACAAGACUCAAGAAAUCAGGGUAUCUAAAUAUCUUCAGGUUAUAAGAAUGAAGAAGUCCAAAGAUAUCUCCAACCAAUUGACGGCUGAUCCCAUAUCUGGUUCACCACUCGCUGGAAAUUUG